This is a messenger RNA of Aegilops tauschii subsp. strangulata, 5896 nucleotides long. Its product is annotated as pentatricopeptide repeat-containing protein At1g56690, mitochondrial. Gene Ontology annotation, molecular function: protein binding; RNA binding; zinc ion binding. The record is from RefSeq and is a predicted model, not a curated record. Lineage: Eukaryota; Viridiplantae; Streptophyta; Magnoliopsida; Poales; Poaceae. Gene Ontology annotation, biological process: RNA modification.
GUCGACCGCAGAACAAAUUCGUCCCUUGUAUCACCUCAGACGCGAACCAUAAAACCCCUUAUAAGGGGUCUGCUAGCUCCUAGCCAUGCUCCAGACCCCGACUUCGUUCCGCGCACACCCGCUCGCCAUGCGCUUCCCGUCGGUUCGCUUCCUGCCGUCAAGUGCGGCGCCGGCGGUGGUGGCCGCGAACGCGCGCAUCGCCUGGAUGGCGCGCGCGGGGAACAUGGAGGGCGCCCGCGCGACGUUCGAGGCCAUGCCCCUCCGCACCACCGCUUCCUACAACGCCCUCAUCGCCGGCUACUUCCGUAACCACCUCCCGGAGGCCGCCCUCGGCCUCUUCCGCCGCAUGCCCUCCCGCGAUCUCGGCUCCUACAAUGCUCUCAUCUCCGGCUUCUCCCUCCGCCGUCACACCCUCCCUGAUGCGGCGGCCGCGCUCGCCUCCAUCCCCUUACCCCCCUCAGUCGUCUCCUUCACCUCCCUCCUGCGCGGGUACGUGCGCCACGGCUUCCUGGCCGACGCCAUCCGCCUGUUCCACCAGAUGCCCGAGCGCAACCACGUCUCCUACACGGUUAUGCUGGGUGGUUUUAUUGAUGCCGGCCGUCUCGACGAGGCCCGCAAGCUGUUCGACGAAAUGCCUGACAAGGACGUCGUUGCACGAACUGCCAUGCUAUCUGGGUACUGCCAGGCUGGCCGAAUUGCCGAGGCACGCCUGCUGUUUGAUGAUAUGCCGAAGAGGAAUGUUGUGUCAUGGACUGCAAUGAUAUCUGGAUACUCUCAAAACGGGAAGCUUAACCUUGCACGGAAGCUUUUUGAGGUGAUGCCUGAUCGCAGUGAGGUGUCAUGGACUGCUAUGUUAGUCGGGUACAUACAGGCUGGACAUAUCGAGGAUGCCGAGCAGCUGUUUAAUGCAAUGCCAGAGCACCCAGUGGCUGCCUGCAAUGCGAUGAUGGUUGGGUUUGGGCAGCGCGGGAUGGUGGAUGCUGCCAAGGCAGUGUUUGAGAGAAUGCAAGAGAAGGAUGAUGGUACGUGGAGUGCAAUGAUUAAAGCGUAUGAGCAGAAUGAGUUCUUGAUUGAGGCAUUGUCUACUUUCCGUGAUAUGUCAUGGAGAGGUAUCCGUCCAAACUACCCAUCAGUCAUUAGCAUCCUUACUGUGUGUUCGGCACUAGCUAUUCUCAAUUAUGGAAGGGAGGUGCAUGCUGCAAUGCUGAGAUGCUCCUUUGACAUGGACAUUUUUACUGUUUCGGCAUUAAUCACAAUGUACAUCAAAUGUGGAAAUUUGGAUAAAGCUAAUAGGGUCUUCAAUAUGUUUGAGCCCAAAGAUGUCGUGAUGUGGAACUCAAUGAUCACUGGUUAUGCUCAACAUGGGUUGGGGGAGGAAGCACUUGGCAUAUUUAAUGACAUGACGAUUGCAGGAAUGGCACCUGAUGGGAUUACUUAUAUUGGAGUCCUCACUGCUUGUAGCUAUACCGGGAAAGUAAAAGUAGGGAGGGAAAUUUUCAAUUCUAUGUGUAAGAAUUCUGCCAUCCGACCAGGAGCGGAGCAUUACUCUUGUAUGGUUGAUUUGCUUGGUCGAGCUGGACAUGUAGAUGAAGCAUUGGAUUUGAUUAAGAACAUGCCAGUUGAAGCCGAUGCUAUCAUCUGGGGAGCACUGAUGGGUGCCUGUAGGAUGCACAAGAAUGCUGAGAUUGCCGAGCUUGCUGCUAAGAAGCUAUUAGAGCUAGAGCCCGAGAGUGCUGGACCAUAUGUUUUGCUCUCUCACAUUUAUACAUCCACUGGGAGGUGGGAAGAUGCUUCUAAGAUGCGGAAAUUCAUUAGCUCAAGGAAUUUAAACAAGUCUACAGGCUGUAGUUGGAUAGAGUACGACAAGAGGGUGCACCUCUUCACAUCUGGUGAUAUAUUAGCACACCCAGAGCAUGCUAUUAUCCUUAAGAUGUUGGAGAAACUAGAUGGUCUACUGAUGGAAUCUGGUUACUCAGCUGACGGAAGCUUUGUGCUCCAUGAUAUAGACGAAGAGCAAAAACUUCAUAGCUUGCGAUAUCAUAGUGAGAGGCAGGCUGUGGCGUAUGGACUUUUGAAAGUUCCAGAAGGAAUGCCCAUUCGUGUCAUGAAGAACCUUAGAGUGUGUGGUGACUGCCAUGCUGCCAUGAAGUUGAUUGCAAAAAUUACUUCCCGGGAAAUCAUACUCAGAGAUGCUAAUAGGUUCCAUCAUUUCAAAGACGGAUUUUGCUCAUGCAGGGACUAUUGGUGAGGUGAAUGGCAAGGUAGAUUCCUUGUCCUACAUCAUCUCAUCCUGCUAUUUGGGAACAUAUUCAGAAUCCAUGUGCCAGAGCCAUGAGUUGGUCGCGAGAUCUUAUGGGUUUCACCUCUAGCCUACCCCAACUUGUUUGGGACUAAAGGCUUUGUUGUUGUUGUUGUUGUUGUUGAACAUAUUCAGAAUCCGGGUUUCAUCUGAACAUGAUUUCAUCAUCUACUGUGAGCGAACUGCACAUGGGGAGCUUGUUCCCUUCAGGGAGUCACUGUUUUUCAAGAGCAGCAUGUUAUUUGAAUGGGUACAAACCCCAAAAGACAGCUUAAGACUGGUGAAGCAGUGGAGUUCGUCUAUUGUGAUAGGUUUGAUAGGAAAAAUUAGGACAUUCAUGACACGGCGGAAGACUGAAUAUGCUGUGGUGGCAGUCCGAUCACAAAAUCACUCAUGGAGAUUUUGAGUGUGGAACAGAGCCUUCAGAUUUUUUACUGUUGGCAUAAUCCUGUUGGCGACUAAUCGGCUACUGUGGCUUCUCAGCACUCAGCAGUUUGUUUGGCAAACAAAGGAUCCAGGUAUCACCUCUAUGAAUUCGCCAAAGGGUGUGUUUGGUUGUGCGCGAACCAAGCACAUCGAAAAAUCAAGAUAGCGGAGGUGGAGUUACCAGUGCAUUUGAAGAAUUGUUCUGAUAAAAUGAACUUCAGCUACCAUAACUCCACACAAAGCAAGAAAUUAUCAAAAUAAUUCAAAAAAGAGAUAUUAGAUUACUUAAUAGCACAAACAAAGAUUUAGUUCAUUUGAAAAACCUUUUGUAAAAUAGGUGAAAGCGAUUGAUUACUUAAUACCAACCUCUUAAGUUGCAUGUCUGAUUGCAUUAUUCCACCAACUCCCGAAUUCAUUCUAUAGUUGUCAGGUAGGAGGAUGUUAUGUAUUUUCCGGGCUCUACGCUCUUUCAAAAAACUAAGCUGGCUGGCCCUCUAAUGCCCUUAUAGCCAACGUGGUAUAUGCCCGCCUUUCUGUUGACACCGGCUUUUGGCAUGCACAGAAGUGUUCUCAAGAUGAUCUUUAUUGGGAACUGAUCAUCAUGAAAGUUGUGUGUUUUGUCGAGACGAGCAACUUUGCUUUUUCAGAUCAUCUCAAUCCGAGGUCGUAUGCGACCUCUAGAGCCAAAAAAGGGUUAAAAAACAGGUGCCCAAAACAACUCAGAGGCUCUGAAUAUCAAUUCGAGCCAAAGCAAAAGCGCAUGCCGCUUAGAGCCCACUCGGAAGAGGUGAGGAGGCUUCUCUGUGCCAGGGCUUCAGGUGAAAACCUUUGGCCCUACGGACUAGGCAACGGAUACACUUUGCGCCGUUAUUACCCUUUUGGGGGGUGUUGUCAUGGAGCCCAUGUACAGUUGGUUGUGACGUAGUGUCUUCGCGCUCUCAUGUGCUCAUUCGCAACAUUAGUAGUGCACUUUGCGCUUUUUUGUGGUGCGAUGUUUGAAUUUUCUUUUGGUCUACUUUGUAAGAGGGCUAACUUACUAUCUUGUAUCGUUUGGUUGUUUGGCUUUAUAUAUAAAGCUGGAUGAAAGCCUAUUUUGGGGGCUUCGGGUUACCUGUCCGAGUUAGGCACGUGUUUAGUUUUUGGACGGGAUUUUAAGUCCCUUUCUUAUAUGAAAGCCUAGAGUCAGAGGUGAUGGCCUAUUAAACAACAAACAAUUUGUCAAAUCCAUGUACUACUUUAUUAUUGUUGCUUCUCGUUCUUUGGUGUUCUUCGUCUUUGACGACAGUGAACCACAAGGCCCUAGAGGAGGUUAGGCCGACUUGGGACAGCUCAUAGUCGUCAUGCUCGGACAGGAUCCCUCCCUAAUGUGCGAGAUUUCGGGUCUUCAAGAGACAUUGUUUGUGUGUCCUGCAUAUCACGUUCCUGGUGAGGCUCCUUCGGCGAUGUGUUAUACGUAUUGUACUCGAUGCUGAGAGCACACCAUGACAAAGAGAUUGACAUCUACAAAUUGCACUCUAAAAGAUAAUAUCAAAACCCUGUAUGUGCAAAUAAUUCAUAUGUUAAUGUUGUUAGAUCCUUUGAUGGUUGUAAACUGAAAAACAAAGUUGUAAACUGGACAUUUCAUCAUGGUUCAUGAAAGAAAUUAGACUUCACACCUUUUUCAUUCCAUAAGGCCAUAACACAACAUUAGCAUUGGUAUCAAGGGGCUUAAAAUUACUUAGUCAAAGGGCAACAAAAACCAAUAGUCACCAAGUUGCCCAUAUAAACUGCAGUGGAAACCAAUACCAACUUAUGGUUAGAUGGUUAGGAGGGUGAUUGUACCCCCAGCCCAUCAGGAAAUGUUUGAUUCUUGCAUAUCUCAUAAAUGUGGAUUUUUUUUAUGGGUGGGUGGCAACGUUCCAUCGAUAGCGAGGUGUAUGUGUUUCUCAAAAAGAGAGAAAAAAAGUCAGUUUACAUUGGAUAAACUGGAUUGUCAGAAUCUACCUUGAUACCAAGGCGGCAAAAACAGUACUAUCAGGGAAGUGUCUGGGGGAAAGGAACAGAAAAUUCCGGAUUCUGCAGCUUCUUGAGUUUUAAGCAUACUUUUUUGCUUUGCGGAAUCAGAUGACUGCUUGAGAAUUACAACACGGCCCACGCAUAUUUAACAUGGGCGAGUACUAGGCGCCGGCGCACCGGCCGAAACUUUCGGCCGGUCCGCUCUGCACCGUAGGAUUAGCAUAUUGUCAACCGUUUAAACUUUAUCCCCUACCCCCAAUACGCAUCGUCUUUCUCCACAAACCAAUGCACGACCCUGUAGAACUCGGCGCCUAGCUUGCCGUAGCAGCACCGACUAGACACUCCCAUCGCCAAUCACCGCCUCGCCGUGGCCGCUCGCCGUCUCGCCAGAUGCAGCGGAGGCCCGUCAAAACAAAUAUGCCCCCAACGGUUUCACUGGCCGUUGGGCUCUGGAAGCUGGUUGCAACAUAAUAAAUUGCUGGUUCCAGCAAACAAAUUCUCUGGUUCCAGCAAUAACAUGGAUCCGGCAAAAAAUCAAAAGAUGGGAUGGUGGCAAAAAUCAAAGACGGUGGCAGCAAAAAACACAGACGAUGGUAGCAAAAAAUUGAAACUGGGUUUCAGCAGCAAAUCAUAGACGGGCGGUAGCAAAAAUCGAAAAGGCCAGUGGUAGCAAAAAUUAGAGAUAGUUCCAGCAAAAAACAUCUCAAAUUACAGAUCCUAGCAAAAAAGGUCGCUAAUUCCAGCAAAACAAAAGAACGGUUGUAGCAAAAAAGGCCACUGAUUGUAGCUCCCGCCAAGGCCGGUUCCAGCAUCUCGUCUGCCCGUCGUAGCACGACAUAGCCGUCGUUCCAGCACCGCGGCCGGGGCUUGCAGGAGCCGCACCUCUUGAUUCCAGCUUUAGAUGACAACGGUCGCAGCACCGCCCUCUGCCGGUUCCAACACCUCUUGUCCUGGAGCUUGCACUACGUCGUGGUAGCAGCAGCGCGCGGGGGGGGGGGGGCACUGGUGUGGUGCUAGUGAUUGGCAGAGGAGCAGGAGCUUGAUGAACCCCUGAGGGUGGAAAAAGUGAGGUGGAUUCUGUGUGCGGCGAUUGGCCGACGAGCUGCCAUGGCCGGCCAGCACAGCCUGCCGCCGGUGGGGGGAGCGGGGGACGCAUGGAAGAAGAGGGGAAGACGA